AUGUUUCCAGAACAUCCAGUAUGUAUACACAAGGCUGAAAUUGUUCUCAAAAGAGGCGUACGUCUUGCUAGAUGGGAGCUACAACAUAAAAAUGUGACGAUAGGAAGAGUCCUUGGGCAAGGAGCAUUUGGAGAAGUACGGAAGGGGACAUUGUUGAGACGACCUGGAAAGUCUGUGCCGGUAGCAGUGAAGACACUUAAAAGCGAUACCGAAUUAUCAAAAGCGAAAAUCAAAGAAAUGAUGAAAGAAGCACGUUUGAUGAGAAAUUUGAAGCACCCUAAUGUUGUAUGCAUCUAUGGUGUUGCGCUCUUAGAGCAACCGUUGUACAUUGUACUCGAAUUUGUUCCUGGUGAAUACUUUGCUGCUGUUUCGUUGAAUAUUGAAAUCCAGAAAUUGGCGGAGAGUUGCAGAGGAGCGCUUGACUCUUAUCUGAAGAGGAACAAAGCAACUAUAGACAGAGACGAGCGGUUACUAAUGGCGAUGGGAGCCGCCUGGGGAAUGGAAUACCUCCAUAAAAGCAGUGUUCUCCAUAGGGACAUCGCUGCACGAAACUGUCUAUAUGACACGGACAAAAUAGUAGGUUUAAUCUCAUAGAA
This is a messenger RNA of Cylicostephanus goldi, 596 nucleotides long. The record is from the annotation of a GenBank genome assembly. Lineage: Eukaryota; Metazoa; Nematoda; Chromadorea; Rhabditida; Strongylidae.